GCCAUGAAAACAUUCCCAAUGGCUGAUCACAAGCUAUUUGGUGUUGUUUUGUUUGUGUUAUUAGGGAUUGAAAUAAGCUCUGCUAAAAGAGCUCUUUUAACUCUUCAUGAAGUUGCUACUCACAUUCCAGCAGUUGGCGUUGGUGCAAAAUAUGGUGCCACUGCUGGUGUUGUUGUGGGUGUAGGUGGUGGUGGCUCAGGAGGAGGAGGUGGGGGUGGAUAUGGAGCUGUAGGAGAUCAUGGCGCUGGUGGUUAUGGUGGAGGCAGUGGUAGUGGAGAAGGUGGUGGUGCAGGGUACGGAGGUGCUGGUGGGUAUGGAGGAGGUGGUGGCGGUGGAAGUGGUGGUGGUGGUGGUGGUGGUGGUGGUAGUGCUGGUGGAGGUGCUGGAUAUGGUAGUGGAGGCGGUGAAGGUGCUGGAUACGGUGCUGGUGGAGGACAUGGUCCUGGUUAUGGAGGGGGAGGUGGUGGUGGAAGUGGUGGAGGAGGUGGUGGUGGAAGUGGCGCUGGAGGUUCUGGUUAUGGUGGUGGUGAAGGAGGCGGUGCUGGUGGUGGCUAUGGUGCUGGUGGUGCUGGUUCUGGAGGUGGUGGUGGUGGAGGUAGUGGUGGGGGUGGUGGAGGAGGUUAUGGUGCAGGAGGGGCACAUGGAGGUGGAUAUGGUAGUGGAGGAGGAGCUGGACAAGGUUAUGGUGGUGGGGCAGGUGGGUCAGGAGGUGGUGGCGGUGGUGGGUCUGGUGGCGGUGGUGGUGGUGGAGGAGCAGGACAUGGUGGCUAUGCACCUUAAUGACAAUAAUAAUAUAUUUUUUUUAUAUGCAUGACAAUAAUAAUAAUAACAAUAAUAAUAUAUUCUCCGGUUCUUCCUGUACAAAAUAAAGUUAAUAUGGAGAAGAAAAUGCUUAUCAUACAAUAUACCAAUGUUGAAUGAACAAUAUAUGAUCUUGUUAGUUGCACCUGGGCCUAGAGGCCCACUGGCAUUAGCUAACUUGCUAGGUGCAUUCUCCCUUCCUUUGAGUGGGUUUCGAACCCGUCCCGUGUCAAAAUGUUUAUAUAUAUAUAUAUAUAUAUAUGAUGUUGUUAGUUGUAUUAUAAGUUAAGAAAUGGAUUCUUCUCCAUUCCACCCUUAAUUUAUGUGCCAACACUCAGCUCUGUCUCUUCACUGGUUUUGGUGUUCACCACCAUCGGUUCAUUUUCCUACAAUU
Molecule: messenger RNA, 1195 nt
Organism: Rubroshorea leprosula
Lineage: Eukaryota; Viridiplantae; Streptophyta; Magnoliopsida; Malvales; Dipterocarpaceae
Source: the annotation of a GenBank genome assembly